Molecule: messenger RNA, 798 nt
Organism: Elephantulus edwardii (Cape elephant shrew)
Lineage: Eukaryota; Metazoa; Chordata; Mammalia; Macroscelidea; Macroscelididae
Product: chromosome unknown open reading frame, human C1orf74
Exons: 1
Coding region: 7-798 (263 amino acids)
Source: RefSeq, a predicted model, not a curated record
GACCCCAUGUCACCACCAAGCCCUCAGCUGCUGGUGGCAGCUGCACAGCAGACCUUGGGCGUGGGAAAGAGACGGAGCCCACCCCGAGCCAUCUGCCUUAACCUGGCAGGAGAGGUGUUGGCUGUGGCUUGUGGACUGAAACCCGCUCUUCUCUAUGAUUGUAAUGGUGCAGGGGCUUCCCAGAUUCAGAACUAUCUGGAGGAGCUGCAGAGGCUGGGCUUUUUGACCCUGGAACUUCACAUCCUUGAACUUGGGGAAAACAGCUUGAUUGUCAGUCCUGAACAUGCUUGUCGGCACUUGCAGCAAGUGCUGCUUGGUGCCAUUGCCUUUGUGGAUGUCUCCAGCUCCUUGCCUCACCCUUCUAUUUGCUCCUUGGACCAGCUUCAGGACUUGAAGGGCCUUGUGGCUGAGAUUCUCAUGCAUUUGCAGGGGCUACAGAAGAACCUGUCCCUGACAGUCUCCCGCAGCAGGCUUCAUUACACAGGCUGGAAUUUCUGUACUGUGUUUGGAAUCCUCCUGGGCUAUCCUGUCCCUUAUACCUUUCAUCUGAACCAGGGAGGUGACAAUUGCUUAGCCCUGACUCCACUACGAGUGUUCACUGUUCAGGUCUCGUGGCUUCUGGGUCAACCUCCAGUCCAGCUCUAUUCUUUUAGUGUCCCAGAGAGUUUGUUCCCUGCCCUGAGGGACAGUGUAAACACCUGGGAGGAGGCCCUCAGAACUCAAUGUAGGAUUCAGAGUGACUUUACUGACCUCAGUAUUUCCUCUGAGGUAGUCACACUGCCUGCUGUGGCUCUCUGA